ACUUUGACACAGCCAGGGUGGGAUCGAACCUGCAACCCUCCGACUGCCAGACGACUGCUCUUACUGCCUGAGCCAUGUCGCCCCUUGAGUAGAUUGUCUCCAACCCAUAGGUUGUUUUGGUUAAUUAAAAUGAUCUCAUUCUGAGCUCUGUUUUGUGAACUAAGACUGAGGGUGGUGAUUUUUCAGGGAACACAAAUGGUUGUCUAUACAGCACUUCAGCCAUCCUUAGCCAAGUUGCGUUUUUAAGAAACUACUUCGACCUCUUCAUGAAAAACUGCAGUUUCCAUAUUUUUACAGGGCAGUAAAUCCAGCAUUAAGAUGGAAGAGAGGCAGUAUGCAUCUUUGACGGUCCCUACGGAUUAUCUGCAGCACUGGUUUCCAGCCACCCAGCAUGUCCAGGCUCUCCAGGUCUCGCCGUACCACCAAAUGGCCGAAGAUGCACUCUUCAUGGACACGCCGGGGGAGCACAGGGUGAUGACGGAGAUGAUGGUCCACCAAGAGCCCACGUACGCUCCCCAAGAGCCCACGUACACACACCAAGAGCCCUACGUCCCCCACGAGCACCCUGCCCAAAUGCAGGGGUACCCCCUCCCGCCCUACGGAGCAGCUCCAGGUUACUUCGUGGACCGCGACGAGCACCGCGUGCGGCCCCUGGUCUACCCCGUGGCCCCCGCGAAGGGGAAGCGGGGGCGGCCCCCCGGCGACGAGGCCAAGGCCAAGCAGGAGCGUCCGCAGGAGGGCGGCGGGAAGGUCAAGCGGAAGGUGGACCGCUUCAACGGCAUGUCCCCCGAGGAAGUCAUGACCAAAACCCUGCCCGACAUCCUCGCCUACAACCUGGACAUCCUCAUCAUUGGAAUCAACCCAGGACUGCUGUCCGCGUUCAAGGGACGCCACUACCCUAACCCCGGGAACCAUUUCUGGAAGUGCCUGUUCUUAUCGGGGAUCACUGAAGUCCAGCUCAACCACAUGCACGACCAGUCUCUGCCCGAGAAGUAUGGGAUCGGCUUCACCAACAUGGUGGAGAGGACCACUCCGGGAAGCAAGGACCUCACAAGUCAAGAGUUCCGCGAUGGAGGCAGAAUUCUGGUGGAGAAGGUGCAGAAAUACAAGCCCCUCAUAGCGGUCUUCAACGGAAAGUGUAUUUAUGAAAUUUUCAGCAAAGAGAUCUUUGGAGUGAAGUCCAAGAAACUGGACUUCGGCUUGCAACCUCACAAAAUUCCGGAAACGGACACGGUGUGCUACCUGAUGCCCUCGUCGAGCCCGCGCUGCUCCCAGUUCCCCCGCGCCCAGGACAAGGUGCAGUUCUUCCUCAAGCUGAAGGACCUGAGGGACCAGCUCAAGGGCGUGGACAAGAGCAAGGAAGUGGAGGAAAUAAAGUACACAUUCGACCUGGGCCUGGCCAAAGAGGAUGCCAAGAGGCUGACCAUUAAGGAGGAGAAGCAUGACCCUGGGUACGAGCCUCCGUUCAGCGGGGCCUGUGGGACGAGCGAGCGGCAAAGCAACGGACACUGCAGCUUCUCCUACCCUGAGACGCGCGCGGGAGACACUGCUAUACCCAGUACAGAAGCUACACCCCUAACAUCAAUGGGACGGGUCCUGGAUGGCCAGUGGAUGAUGCAGUCAUUUGCUGAUCAGAUCCCAGACAUUGCUGGCAGCAGCACACAGCCCCAGUAGGGGGGGAGACUACAUCAAGGGGAUGGAGCCUCACUAAACUCCUCCCAGGAAUUUCACGGAUGCUUGAGGAUUGGCUCCAGGUGGCUGAGUAUGCCACACCCAGUUUCUCUGGCAACGGUUAGUUCUGUUCUCUCUCAGUGCAGCAGAGGAGCAGAACCACUGAAGAGGUCACAAGGAAUUUGAAGUGGACUGAUUUACCAUUUUUGACACUUAUUUUUUUAACAACGGUAGAUUUGAAAAAUAAUUAUUUGUUUUGUGUUUGUUCUUAUAACUGUUUAACGUAACGCGAGACUUGUGUCCGUUUUUUUAUGCGAUUUUUUAAAGAGGAUAGUGGACUUUUUCCGCAGAAACUGUCUUUUAUUGGUUCUCAAAGUGUGCUGAUGUAUUUUGGAAUUUGCGCGCGCGCGUAAAAUCGCUGUCCAGACUGCUCACACCUCGACCGCGGUCCGAGCGGCUGUUACAUUUACCCUUCACAGUGGUACAGUAUCACUCCUUAGGGAAGUCAUAUAUAAACUGCGGUGUGCUGAUAUUUUAUUAACUUCUGUAGCAAUUCAUGGUUCCACCCUCGAGCCAGUCCGGGAGUGCUUUUCAAUCGCUUAUUUUCACCUCUCAUCCUUUGCUCGCAUCCUUCCCGCGCUUUCUUCGCUCCACCAAACGGAGGACGCAAGGAAAAGGAGGGGGAGGGCAGAGGAGUUGAGGAAACCGUGUAUCGUGUUAAUGGGACGUCAUUUACUCUUUCAAGCGUCAAGUUUGAAGCCGUGAGAUUUUACCAAGGUGGCGGUAGUGGAGAGGUGGAUCCGCAGGUCGAUCAAUACUUCCGGCGAGGAUGUGUUCCCGUGUCCUCAUAAAAGCAUUAAGGACCGAGGGGAUGAAAUGCUUUAAAAUACACUGGUAAAUGCACGGAUAAAAUAAGCGAUUGAAAUGAACCCGAGGCAUGCCAAGGCUUUUCUCGUUUUGUUUUUGUUUUUUCCCCCCCCCCUGGACUCAGGGUACUUGUGCCAGCAGGGCAUUCUGGGAGGAGAAGACCUCUGGCACUGUAUAACGGGGUCGGACUCUGUAACCAUGUGAUCACAAUGAAGUUUUCGAGGAGAUUGUGUUACAGUUGGUUAACCUGACAGAAUGUUUUACGUUUUUGUCAUGUUAUGGGGGGAAAAAUGGUGGUCAGAAAAAUAAAUGUGAGGCUAUUUUUCUAAAAAUGGAAAACCUACGAACCUGUUCCAUAUUCUACCUGAAUUUGAAAAGGGGAUAAAAAAACAUUGAGACUACCUCAUUCUUUUGCUGCCCAACGUAAUUGGCUCACGGUUGGGGGAAAAAAUCAUGUCUGUUGAACACUUGUUCAAUGUUUCUUGCAUUAAAAAGGCACCAAAUAUGUAUUUUAUUGUGGGUUUUUCAUUAGUCCCUGAAAAUUGCUAUUUCAGAUGUUACAAGCGAUGUAGACACUACAUGUUGAUAGUCAAUGUGAUUUAAAAAUAUUUUGAAAAUG
Conger conger (European conger) is the source of this 3157-nucleotide messenger RNA. RefSeq names its product G/T mismatch-specific thymine DNA glycosylase-like. The record is from RefSeq and is a predicted model, not a curated record. Gene Ontology annotation, biological process: base-excision repair, AP site formation. Gene Ontology annotation, cellular component: nucleus. Gene Ontology annotation, molecular function: mismatch base pair DNA N-glycosylase activity. Bases 319 to 1674 code for a protein of 451 amino acids. Lineage: Eukaryota; Metazoa; Chordata; Actinopteri; Anguilliformes; Congridae. The transcript has 12 exons.